AUGGAUGUGGUUGUCGCUGGAAGCAAAGCUCUCGUCGCGAGGGCUGUAAGUGGCCAUCGGCUGGGGCUGAUGCUUGGCUGGUUACCAGGGUUAACAGCGGACGAUGACGAUGAUGAUGCACCAGCCGCCAGCACCCACUUUUGCAGCCAUUGGUCUCCUUGGCCUUUCAUUGUAAUCUGCGCUCAGGAGCAUCAUGAGCACCGACCAGCCAAUCCCCUGAAUGCAUGGGAUAAAUAUAUUUGCUUAGCAUCAUCGCUGCUCGAGUCUGUGCAUGCAAUAGCCGCUGUAUACUACUUUGAUGUACCUGAGUCAAAUGCAAGCCAGAAGCCAACUUUGCCCACCUUGAAAUCGGUUCUUCAAAGUGCCCGUUUGAGGAGUCUCCAGUCUCUCUCACUAGCCAGGCCAGGCCGAUUCAGUCCACCUCUUUCUACCACCGCUACCACCGCUACCUUUUGA
Fusarium redolens is the source of this 456-nucleotide messenger RNA. RefSeq lists its product as uncharacterized. The record is from RefSeq and is a predicted model, not a curated record. The transcript is spliced from 3 exons. Bases 1 to 456 code for a protein of 151 amino acids. Lineage: Eukaryota; Fungi; Ascomycota; Sordariomycetes; Hypocreales; Nectriaceae.